AUGCUGUUCGACGACAUCUCCAGGUGCUGCGAUGGGCACCUGGCAAUUUCCGGCAUCUUGUUUCUACUCCUCAUCGGUGCGCUGACUGCAAUCUCUACACAUGUAUUCUUCACCGUAGGAGAAAGCGCCGUCCGUUUCACAGUCCCUAUUCCCCCACAACUGCAGAGCGAAUAUCGCUGGAGUCGCGAACAUGAAGACAAAGGCGACGAACCACCGGACGAGGCAAGACCCUGUCCUAUCAUCUGCACUGUCUACCAUGGCCGAAUAUACCCUCGAUGCCCAGCCGACGGUCGCCGUCUUGGACCCCCUGUGACUCCAGCCAACGCGUCGGCGAUUGACUCUGCCAUCUCAGCUGCAGCGCAAGCUCAAGUCGAAUGGUCGCAGACUUCUUUUGCAGAACGGCGUCGAGUCCUCCGCACGCUGCUUCGAUAUGUUCUCGACCACCAGGAACAAAUUGUGGCCGCGUGCUGCCUCGACUCGGGGAAGACCAAAAUCGAUGCUUGCUUUGGCGAAAUCCUUGUCACGGUCGAGAAACUACAAUGGACCAUCAAACAUGGGGCAAGAGCUCUCUAUAGAUCGAGGCGACCGACCAACCUCCUUAUGUGCUACAAAUCCAAUACCGUCAUCUAUGAACCUCUUGGCGUGGUAGCAGCUUGUGUGAGCUGGAAUUAUCCCUUCCACAACUUCAUCUCACCCGUCAUUUCCGCCUUGUUUGCAGGCAAUGCAAUCGUGGUGAAGCCGAGCGAGCAGACAUGCUGGAGUACCUUCUAUUUCAUCGACAUCAUCCGUGGAGCACUUCGAGCCUGCAAUCACAGUUCUGACCUCGUCCAGAAUGUCGUCUGUCUACCAGAGGCUGCAGACUAUCUCACCAGCCACCCAGGUCUCAACCACAUCACUUUCAUUGGCAGCAGAGAAAUCGCGCACAAGGUGUGCACAUCAGCUGCGAAAUCGUUGACUCCGGUAACGGUGGAGUUGGGUGGGAAAGACCCUGCCAUCGUACUUGACGACCCAACAACCAUCAGGACCAUUGACGACGUGGCCUCGAUCCUCAUGCGUGGAGUCUUCCAAUCUGCCGGUCAGAACUGCAUCGGCACCGAGCGCGUCAUCGCAUUGCCUGCGAUCCAUGACAGGUUGCUGGCCAAGGUCCUUCCAAAAAUCACAUCGCUUCGUCUCGGCUCUGUUCUUCACUCCUCUCCCAACAACCCACCCGACAUGGGCGCCAUGAUCUCCUCACGCAGUUUCUCCCGCCUCGAGAACUUGAUUUCCUCUGCCGUCGCCCAGGGCGCAACCCUCCACUGUGGAGGCAGACGACACAGUCACCCUGAGUAUCCCCACGGAAUCUACUUCGCACCCACACUGCUUAGCAACGUGACUCCUGAAAUGGAAAUCGCGCAGGCUGAGCUCUUCGCGCCUGUCUUCUUGCUCAUGAAAGCAGGAGAUGUGGAGAGUGCAAUUCGCAUCGCGAACUCGACAAAUUAUGCCCUGGGCGCGAGUGUCUUUGGACACAACCGGUGCGACGUGCAAAAGUGCGUAAAGGAGAUCAAGGCGGGAAUGGUCGCGGUCAACGACUUUGGAGCCUACUACGCGUGCUCUUUGCCCUUUGGCGGCGUAAAAGGUUCCGGCUACGGACGCUUCGGCGGCGACGAAGGGCUGAGGGCUCUGAGCAACGUCAAGGCCAUCUGCGAAGAUAGUCCGUGGGCAAGGGCACUGGGCAUCCAGACGAGAAUCCCGCCCAAACUGCAGUAUCCCGUGUCCAGCCACGGGUGGGAGGUCUGUAAGGCUGUGGUGGGCACGGGAUAUGCCUACACCCUGGGCCUGUCAGAGUGGGUUGGGUGUGUGGUCAGGCUCCUAACGGCCUUGAUGAAGAACGCAGACCAGGGACGGUGA
Molecule: messenger RNA, 1887 nt
Organism: Cladophialophora psammophila CBS 110553
Lineage: Eukaryota; Fungi; Ascomycota; Eurotiomycetes; Chaetothyriales; Herpotrichiellaceae
Product: NAD-dependent aldehyde dehydrogenase
Exons: 2
Coding region: 1-1887 (628 amino acids)
Molecular function (GO): aldehyde dehydrogenase (NAD+) activity
Source: RefSeq, a predicted model, not a curated record